AAACGCACAACACUUCCUCUGUGCUUGUCCAGCAAACCAGAGUUGGUCAAAGCCCAGUCAGCCCGUCGCUAAAAGCAGCAACUCUGUCUGAGACUCUCCAACCACAGCCAGCUAGCAUCUGCUAGCGGCUGCUGCUGCUGCCACAACAGAGCUAACGGCGAGUUGCCGCGCAGAUAUGGAGUGGCAGCCGGGCAGCGGAGCCUCGUUUUACCCAGGUGAAGAGUCCAGCAGUGACCCGGCUUCCUUACGCAGGCCCCGUAGGGAUGUUUAUCCCCACCAGCAGUCACUCUCAUCGCCUCUUUGUGACUGUCCCAUGGCGUCGCUGUGCCAGAGCAAGCAGCGCUGUAUGAAGGCGUCCAUCGUCUCCAGCUGGAGACUGGCCGAGGCGCAGGACCAACUUUGUUCUCUAGGGGUCCACAGCUCAGAGUCCCUGGAGCAGGAACGUGCUCGGACACUUGCCUGCCCCACGGAACUCACACACACAGAGGAGGAGUGGCGUCGCAAGGAAAGCAUGCUGGAGGGUCGGGAGCCCAGCCGCAGCCCUGUGCUCGGAGCUGUCGGAAGUUGGGAUGUUUUUGAUAAGAGUAUCAUUAAUGUGCAAAAGCAGUCUGUUGAAAUGGAUCAGGACAAGUGCGCUACAUUUCUCCAGAAGUAUGACAGUGAGCUCAGGCAUUUUGGUAUGUUGAGGCGAUGGGACGACAGUCAGCGAUUCCUUGCAGACAUGCCUCAGCUCAUCUGUGAGGCAACAAGCAACUAUUUAUUUCUGUGGUGCAUGAGACUACAGCAAGAAGGGAAGGAGGCACUAAUGGAGCAGGUGGCUCACCAAGCCAUGGUCAUGCAGUUCAUUCUUGAGAUGGCUGUGAACUCUCAACAGGAUCCCAGAGGCUGCUUCAGACAGUUUUUCCACAAAGCCAAAGAAGGACAAGAUGUCUACUUAGAAGUCUUCCAUUCAGAGCUCAAUGCCUUCAAACACAGAGUUAAAGAAUAUGCAGCCAGGUGUAGAAGUGAUACUCCACACAAUGCAGAGCAGCAGCACAUAGGAGGCACAAACUACAUACUUGACCCCAAAGACUCUUUGGACUCUUUACCUUCAGUGGCAGAGUUCUCUGUGAAGCGUUGUUUAGAGACUGGACUGUGGACAAGCACAGGCAGGUGGACAAAGGAUGAUGCAACAGAAACUGAAGACAUAAGAAUGAUGGAGACGUCCUAGUGAAUGAAGGAUGAGCCCCUGCUUUUCUUCCAUCGCCAUCGUCUCCCUCUCUCAAGGAUCAACCUGAGAUUCAAGCCCUCUUUCAUCAGCGGAGCAGGCUCGUAAAAAAAAAAAAACAGCAUCACAGAGCAAAAUAUAAACAGAUGUGAUCUGUAUGUAGCGCCGCAUCAUUCAGUGGAGACCUGUUAGAAAUAGUGUUUUACUGGUGUUAAUUCACAGUAUUAACACGAGGAAGUCACAGGCCUUUUCAGUGUCUUUUGCACGUAUGGAUUGCCAUAGUGCUGGUUUCAUAACUCUCACUAUAUCUUUCAAACUGAUUAUCGGCGUGGCCCUGAUCUUCAUGCCCAGAUAAUCAAGUAGGGGUAGACACAGGUUUUUUUUUAUCUAGUUACACAAAAAGUCAGCCAACUAAGGUCCCCAUUGGCCGUUUUUUUUUUUUUUAAACAGCCUCAACAUGUCUUUGUCUAAUAAUCUAGUCACUGUUUGAUUCAAUCUAAGCUAAUUGUCAUAGUAGAGUCACCAGUGUUGAUGCUGAGCGCUUAUACCAGGGUGCGUCUGCUCUUUUCAGUGAGGAGGAGCAGCAGCAGCAGCAGGUCGUAACUCAGACACAGGCUGUCUGAUAGAAGGAAAAAUAAACUGAUCUCUCACACAGGCUCCCCAGCCAAAACAUUAUCCAGAGGACACGCACGCACUGUACGUGUGUAAACAAAUGUGCGAGUCGUUUGAACCCGGCAUUAAACACAUUUUUACCCGAGCUACCGAGUACAAAGACUCUAAUGCACGGUUGAGCUGAUGUUCAAACAGCUAGUGAGCGGAAAACGGCUGACGCGGCUUGCAGUGUGUCUGCUAUGUGACGACACAGUGAACGCACUAAAUGGCAUAAUAAGGGUUCCACAACAGGGUUUUUUUUUUCUCCUAUGUCCACAAUUUUCCAUAUUGCCCAUGCAAGGUUGAGCCAAAAAACUAGGUUUGUGACCUACCCAAUUGUCUUUAAAUCUCUCAACAAAGUAAGAGUUUAAUCAAAAGCCUUAAAUGUCAUGUUAAGUUUGACAGAUGCAACGGCUUUUUCCAUCACCUGCGAUGCUGACAAUAAUGCGUGUGUGGUAUUUUGAAUUAGGUUUUGAAGUAAAAACUGAUGUAAAGCAACAUUAGGUAAAGUUUAUUUUUCAAAUUGGUUCACUCCAGCGCAACUUGCUGCAAAGAGCAAAUAGUAAGUGCACUUAAGGCACAGGUAACAGAUUUCAACCUUGAUUACAGGUGAUUAAAAUAGGAAAAAAAGUCCUUAUAUUUUACUUCAUUACUUCAUGAAGUUUUCCUAAGUCUGUAUGGGCUUUGUGUAUUUAUUCGUCUCUGGUUCCCUUUUGUGCCAGAGUAAAACUAACUUAUAUAUUUUUUUUACCUGCUACUACUGUUGUUGUUUUUAACCCAGCAUCCCUUAACAGAGUGACGACCACUGACGGUUGGUUUAAUCUCGUGUUCAUGGGUGUAUGACGUACACCUGACUAGGUGAUUGAGAAACCUUGAGUAUAAAGGGGAGAGAGAGAGGAAGGGAAAAAGGGCUGCGCUUCGCUAUGAGGCUUUAACUGUACGUUUGUAUGCAGAAUGAAGCUCUCUGCAUCUGAAUGUGUCCUGCACUUUAUAUUUCUCUUUUCAAAACGUGUUCAAGUUUUGUCACUUUUGUUGUCGAUGAUGCUCCCGGUCAUCCAGAAUGUGUGAGCUUGUGGAUUGAAUUGUGUGACAUUUGUUUUAAAAAAUUUCAGUUUGUUUUUUCUUUGUUUUGUUAGUUUUCUAAGUAACUGUAGUCUGUAUGGUUACUUCAGAAGUAUUUCUUUCACAAGAGAACAAAGAAAUCCGUGUCACAAUUUGUUGAGCAAUAUGUUCCGCAAGAUUUUUCUUUUUUGUACUGCAGACUGUGAAAUCAGGAAAAAUACAAAGCAUUAAAGUACAACUCAUCGCAA
Messenger RNA from Solea senegalensis (Senegalese sole), 3168 nucleotides. It is a transcript of the gene cdc37l1, whose product is annotated as cell division cycle 37-like 1. Gene Ontology annotation, molecular function: heat shock protein binding; protein-folding chaperone binding. Gene Ontology annotation, biological process: protein folding; protein stabilization. Bases 176 to 1210 code for a protein of 344 amino acids. The record is from RefSeq and is a predicted model, not a curated record. Gene Ontology annotation, cellular component: cytoplasm. The transcript has 8 exons. Lineage: Eukaryota; Metazoa; Chordata; Actinopteri; Pleuronectiformes; Soleidae.